AUGUUGGACAUUUUCAUACAAGAGACCUGCUUCAUUUCUCCUGAUGCUGGCCCUGCUACCUACCAUAAAUACUUUGUUGCUUAUGUGUGGUCACUAAUGCCCACAAUCACUUCUGAGAUAUUUGGUGUGCUACAUAUGGGAACCAUAUUCAAUGCCAUUACCAUAGCCGCUCCUGUGGGAUCUUAUAUCUUUUCCGUGAGAGUGAUCGGGUAUAUUUACGACAAAGAAGCGUCGACGGCAUGGAAUACAUGCACCGGAACUCACUGCUUUAGGUUAUCAUUCCUUAUCAUGGCAUGUGCUACCUUUUUGGGGUCUCUCACUGAAUAA
This is a messenger RNA of Prunus armeniaca (apricot), 327 nucleotides long. Lineage: Eukaryota; Viridiplantae; Streptophyta; Magnoliopsida; Rosales; Rosaceae. The record is from the annotation of a GenBank genome assembly.